This is a messenger RNA of Penicillium alfredii, 486 nucleotides long. Its product is annotated as SRPBCC family protein. Lineage: Eukaryota; Fungi; Ascomycota; Eurotiomycetes; Eurotiales; Aspergillaceae. The transcript has a single exon. Bases 1 to 486 code for a protein of 161 amino acids. The record is from RefSeq and is a predicted model, not a curated record.
AUGCCUGCAGCAAACAACAUCGCCUUCACAGCCCCGAUCAACCCGUCGGGCGCAACCCCCGUGCUCACGCCCCAGCAAAUCUGGGCGGGACUUCUCCUCAAGAUUCGCUCCGCCGAAACCUUUGUCCCGGCCGCAAUUCAGUCUACCACAGUGGUGAGUGACUCGGUCGAUUCCACCACCGGCAACCCCGUUACCGUCCGAGAAGUCACCUUCCGCGAAACCCAGCGGAAAGUGCAGGAGACCGUCACAGCCUUCGAGAGCUGUCGGGUGGAAUUCGCCCAGCCAGAUGGAAGCCGGGUCAGCAAUGUGGUCAGUGAGGGCGCGGGCGGGGAGCUGUAUAUGACCUAUAUCUUUGAAUGGCGGCAUCCCGGGGUCUCGGCAGAAGAGCUGGCGACGCUGCUGGAGAAGGAGAAGAAAAUGAGCCAGAUGGCGGUCGAGGGGACGAUCAAAGCUCUGCGACAGUUGGUCGAAGAGAAGAAGAUCUGA